AUGGCAGCCGGCCGGAGUCCGGCUGUCGGGGCCACCACCGAUCGUCCGUGGCGGGAUCCAGAGUGGACUCUUCCCUGCCAGGCCGAAUCCAAAACACCAACACCCUUUAGUCAUCCCCGGUUGGAUAGACCUGGGAUGUUCCUCUUGACGGAUGUGAUGAUCUCAACGGGCUCUUUCUUGCUCUGUUGCAACUCCCCAACCUCCCCGACCUCCCCGGCCACUGCCGCGCAAUGCAUACCAGCGGUCCCCGUUCAGCAAUGCGCAAACGGGCCUCCGAUCCGCGCAUCGACGCAAGCGGCUGUGCGAAAGGAGGCCCAUGGGCGCAUACCGGUCUCUCACCAAGGCGCAUUCAGGGGCGCAUUCAGCCUGACGUUGAUCCAAAGUUCCAACUUUGAUGCAGUCCAAGAACAGCAUCAGCACUUGAACACGGAUUGGAAAUGCCUCGUGCGUAAAAUGCCCACUCGAGACGGCGGUUGCAAUGAUGCCCGCGCGGGUGCCGCGUUGGUAUUGCCGGCGUCUUGCGGCAGCCGAGGCGCGCCUCCACACCCCCAGAACGUGGGAUGUGGCGACCAAAGGCCAAAGAGGGAAAAGCCUCGCAGCAAACGUGCAGCUACUGCUGCACACAUCAUCUGGAAGAAAAAUACGCCAUCGAUGGCCAAGGCCCGGCCACAAUCCGACUCCAUCGCGACACCCACACAAUACGAUGAUGCGAAAUCCGUUGGACGACAGACGCCUGCCGAUGGCCCGAAGCGACGUGCCGAGUUGCCCGAGCUGCCGCUGCGUCGAGCACGAGGGACUUUUUCCCCCACGAAAUCGAUGGCGGCGAGAGAUCAGUGUCCCCCGGUUUAUACUGUCAUGAGCGCUCGAUCACGAGCCCCCCGGCCGAGACCAUCCCGCCAUGUCGACAUCGCUUGCUGGGAUGACCGCGCGCUUUCGGUCGUUUGUUUUUAUUUCUUGGAUUUAUCCCCAGUUCUUUUUGGCUUGUUUACCGCGCUGGCUUCCUUGGCUCUUGUGCAUCAAUUUGUCGUUCUCGCAAUCGCUGCUCGCUCCGCGGUUGGCAGCGCUCCGACCCGACUCAAAGGCGGUUUAUUGGAUAAUCUACCUCUUCUUCCAAUAGAUCCGAAAGAUCGCUCUCGCCAUCCGCAGCAGCCGCCAGUUCCACAGGUUGUGCGCGUUUCGCUGAGUCCUUCGCAUGUCUCGAACCGAAUUCGCAAAGGAUUCUUGUCUUCGGCCCGCGCCAGCUACUCCGCUUUCUCCACUUCCUUCUGA
Ilyonectria robusta is the source of this 1269-nucleotide messenger RNA. RefSeq lists its product as uncharacterized. The record is from RefSeq and is a predicted model, not a curated record. Lineage: Eukaryota; Fungi; Ascomycota; Sordariomycetes; Hypocreales; Nectriaceae. The coding region runs from base 1 to 1269 and encodes 422 amino acids. The transcript has 7 exons.